Molecule: messenger RNA, 1407 nt
Organism: Symbiodinium necroappetens
Lineage: Eukaryota; Dinophyceae; Suessiales; Symbiodiniaceae
Source: the annotation of a GenBank genome assembly
GAGGGUGGCAAGGAUGGAAAUCUCACUUUCGACGAGGCGUGUGCGCAUGUGACCGGUUUGAAACUUCAGGGACCUGAAACUCGACCGAUCAAAAGCGAUCGCACUCUCGGCGACAUAGGCAUCGGUGACCUCCCCGUUCGUCAGCUUGAUAGCUCCAGCACCAAAGUUGAACAGUUCGCAGAUUGCCUGAUGUAUCAUCAUCUCGAUGUCACCGACGGCAUGUUCGAGAACAUCUACAAGAUUUGCUACCAAGGCAAGUAUGCUCAACUACCCGAACCUUUCUCGUUGAAAAAGGAGCCUAUGGUGCCUUACACGCUUCAGAUCAUCAUCUUGUCUACAGCCCCACCUUCUGAAGGAGACGCUAACGGAGCAUACGUCCACAUCUUUAAGCACGUGUAUCUCCACAAGAACAAAAUCAAUGCUAAGGAUGCCAUUGCGAUGUGUCAUGGUAAUCCACUUCGUUUUGAUUGGGGCAGUCAAACGAGACUCGCUUUGUCAGGUCUAAACUACAUGAUGGACCGCUUAGGAGGAAAACAGCUACGUCAUUGGUUGGUGAAGCCGAAGUUCGAAAAGAAGCUCACAGUUGAUCAACAAGCUCGUGAGGAAGGAUAUCGUUUUAUUCGCGAGUUCGGUCCUAGGGCGAAUAACAGAAAUCAGUUCAUGGAAUGGACCGACGAACAGGUGCACAUGCCCGGUGGCAAGAUUGAGGGUUGGAGUGAGGGGAAAGUCAAGGAAGCGCUCGGCAAUUACAUGAAAGGUCGUCAAAACGCAAAAACGCUCGAGUUUUGGCCGUUUACAUUGAAAAGCUUUGUGGGUUGGUUCUUGGACAACGUGAUCGCAAAGAUGCUCCCGACAAUGCGUCAACACGGUGUGACCUGGAUUGGGCGCACUCGCACUGGAAAAUCGCUUGGCUCCAAAACGGUUCUAUUCGUCCAGUCCAAGUAUGAAAUCGACAUGGCGGAUCGCAGUGACCUUGUACCCUCAAUCGUCACCGCGAAACAUCUUGACUUUUUCAAGGCGGAACCCCUGACUAAGUUCAAGCCCGGCGUGUUCGAUGACGGGAUGCUCCAACGCAUGGAUGCUUCCUUCCUCAAGGCAUUCUUGAACCCAUCAGAAGAAGACGCUACGGUGUGGGCUAGAUAUUCUUCCGCACAGUUUGAACAGGGAGCGGGCAGACACGCAUGUAACAAUCCGUAUGCCGACGAGGUUGACAACGAGGUUUUCAAGGAAAUGUCCGUUUCGAAGAUUUGGCAGAUUUCUUACCAGAACUUCAAGAAGCUCAUCAACCCUUCGUUCGCAGGUGUUGAAGAAAAGGAAGACAUGGAUGCGAUCAUGGCCAGAACUCAUUUGAUCGUCAUUACCGACAACGGCAUCUACCAUCGUUUAGCAUCAACCUCGAAAGAUCCA